AUGCCAGCAGCCGGGGACCAGGACCUGAAGGUGUGGCAGAAAGUGUUCGAGGAAUUAAUUCACGAGGUCAAACCAUGGCACCACUGGACCCUGACAGCAGACGAAAGCCUCGCUCCCAACAUCCUGCAGCCGGGGUGGACACAGUACCAGCAGUGGGGCUUUGCCAGGUUCAGCUGUUCCUGGUGCUCUCGCAGUUGGGCCUCUGCCCACGUGCAAAUCCUUUUCCACAUGCACUGGAGUAAGAGGGAGUCCAAGGGCCAGGUGAAGAUGAGGAUCUUUGCCCAGAGAUGUCAGAAGUGCGUUCAGCCUCCAUUUGAGGUUCCCGAAUUCACAGAAGAGAACAUCUCAAGGACCCUGAACAACCUGGUGUUCCGGAUUCUGAAGAAAUGCUACAGAGAAGGGUUCAAGUCCAUGGAGGAGAUCUCUGCAAUCAAGGACAUCUCUCUUGAAGGGCCACAUGACACUCACAACUGUGAGGCGUGUCUGCAGGGCUUCUGUGCUCAGAGCGGGUUAGAUCUGGCCAAACCGUCACCAACGUCCCCCUCACUUCCCACAAUAAGUAUCUAUAAGUCUUCUCGUACAUGGGUCAGCACCACAGUGGGUGACGUGACAGGGGACACCAGGGUGAAGAAAGAAAAGGUGUCUUCCAACCCCUCGUUUCCUGAGCCCCCCCAGGCCAAGAGUUCCAGAGCAAACACCAACCCCGGGGUAGAGAGGGUGUCUUCCAAUCCCUCGUUUCCUGAGCCCCCCCAGGCCAAGAGUUCCAGAGCAAACACCAACCCCGGGGUAGAGAGGGUGUCUUCCAAUCCCUCGUUUCCUGAGACCCCCAAGGCCAAGAGUUCCAGAGCAAACACCAACCCCGGGGUAGAGAGGGUGUCUUCCAAUCCCUCAUUUCCUGAGACCCCCAAGGCCAAGAGUCCCAACCCCGGGGUAGAGAGGGUGUCUUCCAAUCCCUCGUCUCCUGAGCCCCCCAAGGCCAAGAGUCCCAACCCCGGGGUAGAGAGGGUGUCUUCCAAUCCAUCAUUUCCUGUGCCCCCCAAGGCCAAGAGUCCCAGAGCAAACACCCACCCCCGGGCAGAGACGGUUUCUUCCAAACCCUGGUUUCCUGAGCCCCCCAAGGCCAAGAGUCCCAACCCCCGGGUAGAGAGGGUGUCUUCCAAUCCAUCAUUUCCUCAGCCCCCCAAGGCCAAGAGUCCCAGAGCAAACACCCACCCCCGGGCAGAGACGGUGUCUUCCAAACCCUGGUUUCCUGAGCUCCCCCGGGCCAAGAGUCCCAGAGCAAACACCAACCCCCGGGCAGAGAGUAUAGUCCAGAUCUCCUUCCCAGAGGAGGGUUAUUUUUCCCACACAGCCCCGAAUUGCACACACUGCAAUUUAAGUAGGUGCUGCUGCUGCUUUAUCAUUCUCCUCCUAAUCACUGUUGUGGUGGUGAUUGUGGUUAAAAUCACUGGAUGAACCUCAAAAACAAGGAGCUGAGUUUAAAGAGUCAGACACACCAAGUCACGUACCGUAUGAUCCCACUGCUGUGGAUGUGCAGGGCGGGUGAAUCCAGACAAGAAGCAGG
Messenger RNA from Molossus molossus (Pallas's mastiff bat), 1564 nucleotides. It is a transcript of the gene RTP3, whose product is annotated as receptor transporter protein 3. Gene Ontology annotation, biological process: protein insertion into membrane; protein targeting to membrane; detection of chemical stimulus involved in sensory perception of bitter taste. NCBI's taxonomy places the organism in Eukaryota, Metazoa, Chordata, Mammalia, Chiroptera, Molossidae. Gene Ontology annotation, molecular function: olfactory receptor binding. The transcript has 2 exons. The coding region runs from base 1 to 1455 and encodes 484 amino acids. Gene Ontology annotation, cellular component: cytoplasm. The record is from RefSeq and is a predicted model, not a curated record.